Lacerta agilis (Sand lizard) is the source of this 1142-nucleotide messenger RNA. It is a transcript of the gene BORCS7, whose product is annotated as BLOC-1 related complex subunit 7. Lineage: Eukaryota; Metazoa; Chordata; Lepidosauria; Squamata; Lacertidae. The coding region runs from base 29 to 358 and encodes 109 amino acids. The transcript has 5 exons. Gene Ontology annotation, cellular component: BORC complex. The record is from RefSeq and is a predicted model, not a curated record.
GCUUGUUCGGGCGGGUAACGUUAUCAAGAUGGCGGCACCCCCAGCCGCGAGCGCUGUGGACGUUCAGGCUCGAUUCGGGCACUCGGUGAAGGGACUGUUGACCGAGAAGGUGACCAGCUGUGGCACGGAUGUCAUCGCCCUCACCAAACAGGUGCUGAAGGGUUCGCGGAGCGCCGAGUUCUUAGGACAAGCUGCCAGAAACAUGGUGAUGCAAGAGGAUGCCAUUCUGCACUCAGAAGAUAGUUUAAGGAAAAUGGCCAUUAUAACUACUCAUCUGCAGUACCAGCAAGAAGCUAUUCAGAAAAAUGUUGAACAGUCUUCAAAUUUGCGCGACCAACUGACUCACCUUCUGAAAUGAAGAGAGACUGUUGCACGGUGUUAAAGAGCUGAUAGAAACCAAUGAGAGAAUACAUCCCUGAGGACUUAUGGAGACCCUUCCUCUGUUCCUUCUUCACCAAAUGCACUAUGGGACUGAUCUCAUCCCCAAAUAACUUCCCAGUUUGUAAUGAUGCAAAGUGUACAUUGCGCAGUGGAUAAGAUUCUGACCUGCAAAUGGAGGAAACUCUUGGAUUUUUUCCAUCACCAGUGUUGCAGUUAUUAAAAAGCUGGCUAUUUUAAUGUAUCUAAUUGCAGACUGCAAUCCCAUGUGUGCAUAUUUUUAAUGGAUUAAUUUUUCCAAGGAUUUACACUUCUGGAGAUCACAAAUGAAAUAUAUCUUGUUUUGUUUUAGAGUGCUUUAAAGGAUGAAACUCUUCUCUGUUCAGAGCUCAGUCAGAUUAAUCAGUGGACUGAAAUUCUUCAUAUUUCAGGGCUGAGGAAUGCAAUCUUAUGGUAGUUGGAUGAGCACUAUAAAGCUGUUUUAAAAAGCUGCAUGCAGGUAGUUCCCUGUGUAUGGUUAUUGUGUGUAGGUUCAACCAUCACCUUGUACUGGCAUUUUGCAUCCCUGAAAAUGAAAAUCUAUCUAGUUUUACUACUUAAGUAAUUAAAGAAAGAGUUAGAGGACUGAAUUUCCCCUCCUCCCAACUUGGUCUUUGUUUAGUGGGAGCUGAGUGUGCAGAGAUGAAAUUUGACAGCUUGUUUAGAUUUUCUUUAAAAGACUAAGUCAGCCAUUCCGCAAAUAAAUAAAUCUGUAUACAUCAUUA